AUGGCGACGGUGACGUCGCUCGCGACGUCGACGGGAGAAACGGUCGGAAGCGGAGCGUUAGCAGCAGUGACAGCGACAAUAGAAGAGGGUAACAGUAGCGAUACCUCGGAUAACGCAGCCACGGGGAGCGUUACCGGAGGAGGAGGACCCGAGACGCCGUGGCCGAGCGCGACGUUCGAGAGAGGGCGUCGAUUCAAACGCGUCGUCCUCUUCGGACUCCUCGGCGCGAUGGUCCCGGUGGCGAUCGUCUGGGGGCUCAUGAUGUACGAGCUCGGCAAAGAGGCGCGUCCGCACAUCGCGCUGGUCCCCGUCCGACCGCGUUCCUCGCCGAGGACUUUUGCGAGCGUCGCGUUCGGUUUCUCUCCGCCCGCGCCGCGCGUCGUCGGUUUUUUUUACUGUACGCCUCCAGUCGCGACGCCGUCUGACGCGCCCCCGACGUUCGUUCUAUACACUGGUCCCCAUACGACCGCGUCGGCGUGGUGA
Micromonas pusilla CCMP1545 is the source of this 483-nucleotide messenger RNA. RefSeq lists its product as uncharacterized. The record is from RefSeq and is a predicted model, not a curated record. NCBI's taxonomy places the organism in Eukaryota, Viridiplantae, Chlorophyta, Mamiellophyceae, Mamiellales, Mamiellaceae. Bases 1 to 483 code for a protein of 160 amino acids. The transcript has a single exon.